UGAGCGAUCGCUCAGUCGCUGGAAACUCGUCGAAAUAGUCGCGUCUUUGGGCAGAAGAUCGGUUGAUUUCAACAUGAAAAUCGAAUGGAUUCCUCUACGAGUUCCGCUGGACCGGCGUCUCCAGACCCUUGUCACGGCGUUCUUCACCUAUACUUUCUUCACGCUACCCAUAUCUUCCUGCUUCACAGUUGCUUUGCUCCUGUACUACGGUGGACUGUUCCUGCGCAGUCUACUUUUAAUCUAUUUUGUAAAAAUAUAUUUGGAUUACAAGAAAAACUACGGUAUUAUGGAGGGCAAUGGCUGGCUAUUUUACCGCACUAUUCGGAGAUAUCGGAACUAUUUUCCCGUUGAGCUUGUAAAGACAGCUGAACUGCCGGCAAACAAAAAUUAUAUUGUAGCUAGUUUUCCACACGGAAUACUUGGGACUGGAACUUGUAUCAACAUGAGCUUGGACAUUGAAAACUGGCUAGAGCUCUUCCCACAAGUUCGACCAAAGAUUGGAACCCUGGAUCAUCAUUUCAAGACCCCUCUUUUACGUGAUAUAUUGCGGUGGUGGGGCAUGGUGUCGGUUUCCAAGGAGUCACUGGUUUAUUUACUAAGCAAAUCGAAUGAUCCCAAGCAUAGGGAUAAUCGAGAUGGUUUUACAUCGAAUGCGGUGGCUGUACUGGUAGGUGGAGCCCAGGAGGCCAUGGACUCGCAUCCUGGAAAGUAUAUUUUGACCUUAAAAAAUCGUAAGGGUUUCGUCAAAAUGGCCAUUCGAACCGGUUCGUCGAUUGUGCCCUCGUUUUCCUUUGGCGAGGUGGAUAUAUUCGAUCAGGUGGACAAUCCUCCGAACUCCCUGCUCCGACGCUUUCAAAAUGGGGUAAAGAAAGUCACAGGUAUUUCUCCGCUCCUUCCCAAGGGUCGGGGUAUUUUCAACUACAACUAUGGCAUAUUGCCUUAUCGCAAACGUAUUGUACAAGUUGUUGGAUCCCCCAUCGAUGUGGUAAAAAGCGAUACUCCCGAUGCCGACUAUGUGGAUAAAAUCCAUGCACAGGUGAUUGAAGCACUAGAGAAGAUGUUCGAGCAGUACAAAGAGGAGUACAUUCCGAACUCCAAGCAGAACAGGCUGGUUAUUCAAUAACUGUGAAAAAAACCUCAGACUAUGUGAUUUUCAAUAGAAUUUAGGAAUCUUCUUUAAACGCAACACAGGACAAAGUUGUUCGAUUAUUUUUAAAGAAAGCGUA
This is a messenger RNA of Drosophila takahashii, 1226 nucleotides long. RefSeq names its product 2-acylglycerol O-acyltransferase 2-A. The record is from RefSeq and is a predicted model, not a curated record. Gene Ontology annotation, molecular function: diacylglycerol O-acyltransferase activity. Gene Ontology annotation, cellular component: endoplasmic reticulum membrane. Gene Ontology annotation, biological process: triglyceride biosynthetic process. Lineage: Eukaryota; Metazoa; Arthropoda; Insecta; Diptera; Drosophilidae.